Botrytis fragariae is the source of this 597-nucleotide messenger RNA. RefSeq lists its product as uncharacterized. The transcript has 3 exons. The record is from RefSeq and is a predicted model, not a curated record. Bases 1 to 597 code for a protein of 198 amino acids. NCBI's taxonomy places the organism in Eukaryota, Fungi, Ascomycota, Leotiomycetes, Helotiales, Sclerotiniaceae.
AUGCUCCCGGUUCUUGCGCGAACUGGUCUCCACAGCUAUCAUGCUAUAACUGACACCCCUGACUACCAAGGGAGUUGCAAAGCUCCUAACCAGUGGGUUAUGACAAAGAGCUGUUCAGCUGCGUUUGUUGCCAUGAAACUUAGAAAGUGGCUGGAGUAUAACGAUUGCACUGUCCGAUGGGUUCGAAGAGAAGCUGGCCACAGAUAUCCCUUUGAUUCCGCUGUACUUGCUGGUUUUCUGAUUGAUGCUACUAUGAUAUCGAAGACGCCGAUAGUCUUUCACUUCUACGAGCUCACCAAGAGAUCCGAGAAACAACAAGGCUUAACUUUGGAACAAGCUUAUGAAAUGUUUCUUGUAUAUGCACUUAUUCACCAGCUCAUUGCCCUUCUUGAGCCGGAAGUUCACUGUGAGAUUGAUUCGAAUCCUUUGCGGUUUUCUCAACUAGAGAAAUCUUUAGAAAGCUGGAAAGAGGCAUUCUCACAUACUAUCGAUCUCUUGAAUCUAGCAACUGGUAUGCUUCUGUGUGUUAUUGAUGGUCUUGAAUAUAUGGACUAUGGAAAAGCGAAAGCAACAAGUAGUAAUAUAUUAGCUGCGUAA